AUGAUGGUAAGCAACUCUUCAAUAAAUGACAGCUUCACAAAUGAGGCACAAGAAACCCAGCCUAAGUGGCUAAAUGCUGUACAGUACACAAUGUUCACAACGAUCUUUGUGGUCAGCGUUAUCGGGAACACUUUGGUCUGUCUCGUCAUUGCACGAACUCCGCGCAUGCGCACCACACGUAACUUUCUACUGGUAAACCUUGCCGUAGCUGAUCUGACAGUCGCAAUGCUUUGUAUUCCCUUUGAAGUAGUUUUGAAGUUGACGUACCCUCGCUGGCCCCUAGGACCGGUAAUGUGCAAGAUACUAUGGCCUACCAUGACGUCAGUGACCACGUGCUCCUCGGCCACCCUUGUUGCUAUCAGUUACGACAGGUAAUAUCAACAUAUCGACACAGAGAAAGAAAAAUCAUUUUGAAACAAACUCGAUAUUUCAACAUGAAAUUAAGCUAUGUUACUUUUAUGAGAUUAAUUUCUCUAUUUGAACGAAAAAGCAAAGUAACAGCACAACGUGUAAUUAUGUUUUUUCUUUUUGUCUCUAGGGACAAAUGACUUUAAGGCUCGAUCGAAACGUCAUCAUGAUUAUUGAUAAGAACGAUGUUUUUCGUGUACUUUCAGCCGGUUCUUAGUGGCUUAUGGUGUUAAUAAUUUCAAAAGAUGUUAGGUUUGAUCGAAUGCAUCCAUAGAGUUUGUUGAGCCAGUUAUAGCAUAAUUCUGGAUCUUAGCAAUUCCCAUUUACAAAUAGGUUCCGAGCUGUUGUUCAUCCUUGGAAGCCCCGUUUCACUUCAAUACAAACAACCAUUAUUAUUGCUACCACGUGGUCAGUGUCCUACGUACUUGUGAUACCCUAUCUACUGGUUCUGUCAAUCAAGGAUAACUACUGCGGAGAAGUGUGGCCAAGUGCUGUAGCAAGGCGUACUUACACUUUGGGGCUGUUCGUCAUUCAGUUUGUCGUUCCCAUCUUCAUCAUCGCUUUUGCUUACACCAAGGUAGUAUUAAAGCUGCGGGAUCAAGCUGCACGUUUCGCGGUGGAGAAAAAAGAACAAGACAAUGCUACUCCAGAAAUUACUCGCGCAGGUCAAUCUAGCAGCUUCUUGUCCGUCGAAGUCAGCGAUGUGAACUCAAUAUCUGGAUCACCUCUGCCCAACAAGAAAUUUACAACCAGGCUUAACAAACUUGUUUUGUCUCCCAAAUGUCCCAGAACUGGUCAAAGUAGCGCUAUUCAGCGGCUUGAGCGGAACACAAAGAUAGUCAAGAUGCUGCUUACAGUGGUUCUCCUGUAUGUGGUCUGCAUGCUCCCCAACCAAGUAGUGUGGCUGUGGUACGAGUUUGGUUCCGGGCAGAACUCUCCUUAUCUUAGGGUACUACUAACGCUAGGAAGCUCCAUGGUGUAUUUGAAUAGCUCAGUAAAUCCGAUUCUCUAUGCUGGAAUGAAUGAUGAAUUUCGACGAGGGUUCAUUAACCUCUUGAGAUGCCGAUGUAGGCGUCCUAUAAACAAAUGA
Pocillopora meandrina is the source of this 1498-nucleotide messenger RNA. NCBI's taxonomy places the organism in Eukaryota, Metazoa, Cnidaria, Anthozoa, Scleractinia, Pocilloporidae. The record is from the annotation of a GenBank genome assembly.